Urocitellus parryii (Arctic ground squirrel) is the source of this 1897-nucleotide messenger RNA. RefSeq names its product checkpoint kinase 1 (gene Chek1). Gene Ontology annotation, cellular component: cytoplasm. Lineage: Eukaryota; Metazoa; Chordata; Mammalia; Rodentia; Sciuridae. Gene Ontology annotation, molecular function: protein serine/threonine kinase activity; ATP binding. The record is from RefSeq and is a predicted model, not a curated record. Gene Ontology annotation, biological process: DNA damage checkpoint signaling; protein phosphorylation.
UUGGAUUCCUGUGGUGGCGGGCAAAGGACAGCUUGCCGUGGUGCUCUGUGGAGUCAUGGCAGUGCCCUUUGUGGAAGACUGGGACUUGGUGCAAACCCUAGGCGAAGGUGCCUACGGAGAAGUUCAACUUGCUGUGAAUAGAAUAACAGAAGAGGCAGUUGCAGUGAAGAUUGUAGAUAUGAAGCGUGCUAUAGAUUGUCCAGAAAACAUUAAGAAAGAGAUCUGUAUCAAUAAAAUGUUAAAUCAUGAAAAUGUAGUGAAAUUCUACGGUCACAGGAGAGAAGGAAAUAUCCAGUAUCUAUUUCUGGAGUACUGUAGUGGGGGAGAGCUUUUUGAUAGAAUAGAACCAGACAUAGGUAUGCCUGAACAAGAUGCUCAGAGAUUUUUUCAUCAACUCAUGGCAGGGGUGGUUUAUCUUCAUGGCAUUGGAAUAACUCACAGGGACAUUAAACCAGAAAAUCUCCUUUUGGACGAAAGGGAUAACCUCAAAAUCUCUGACUUUGGCUUGGCAACAGUGUUUCGGCAUAAUAACCGUGAACGUUUAUUGAACAAGAUGUGUGGUACUUUACCUUAUGUUGCUCCAGAACUUCUGAAGAGAAAAGAAUUUCAUGCAGAACCAGUUGAUGUUUGGUCCUGUGGAAUAGUGCUUACUGCAAUGUUGGCUGGAGAAUUGCCAUGGGACCAGCCCAGUGACAGUUGCCAGGAAUAUUCUGAUUGGAAAGAAAAAAAGACAUACCUCAACCCUUGGAAAAAAAUUGAUUCUGCUCCUCUAGCUCUGCUGCAUAAAAUUCUAGUUGAGAAUCCAUCAGUAAGGAUUACCAUCCCAGACAUCAAAAAAGACAGAUGGUACAACAAGCCACUCAAGAAAGGGGCAAAGAGGCCUCGAGUCACAUCUGGUGGUGUGUCAGAGUCUCCUGGUGGAUUCUCUAAGCAUAUUCAUUCCAAUUUGGACUUCUCUCCCGUAAGCAGUGCUUCUAGUGAAGAAAAUGUGAAGUAUUCCAGUUCUCAACCAGAACCACGUACAGGGCUUUCCUUGUGGGACACCAGUCCCUCAUAYAUUGAUAAAUUGGUACAAGGAAUCAGUUUUUCCCAACCGGCAUGUCCUGAUCAUAUGCUUCUAAAUAGUCAGUUACUUGGCACCCCAGGAUCCUCACAGAACCCUUGGCAACGCUUGGUCAAAAGAAUGACACGAUUCUUUACCAAAUUGGAUGCAGACAAAUCUUAUCAGUGCCUGAAAGAGACUUGUGAGAAACUGGGCUAUCAAUGGAAAAAGAGUUGUAUGAAUCAGGUUACUGUAUCAACAACUGAUAGGAGAAAUAACAAACUGAUCUUCAAAGUGAAUUUGGUAGAAAUGGAUGAGAAGAUAUUGGUUGACUUCCGGCUUUCUAAGGGUGAUGGUUUGGAGUUUAAGAGACACUUUCUGAAGAUUAAAGGGAAGCUGAAUGAUGUUGUGAGCAGCCAGAAGGUUUGGCUUCCUGCCACAUGAUCGAUCCAUUAUCUCUGGGGAUUCCUGGUGAAUAUAGUGCUGCUAUGUUGACAUUAUUCUUCCUAGAGAAGAUUAUCCUAUUCUGCAAACUGCAAACAAUAGUUCCUGAAGAGUUCUCUUCCCCUUUAUCCAAACAUCUUCCCAUUCAUUGUAUGUUUUGCAUACAAAUAAUAACUAUAUCUUAAUUGUCAUAAUUUGGGGGAAGGGAUGGGUAGAAUUCACUAGAUAUUUCUUUAGCAGUGUUUAUUAUCUGAAUUUGAAAUCCAUCUGGUGAAAACCAGGUUUUGGGAUACCUGACUUUAUCAGCUSUUAUACCAACAUAAUAUUCUAUUUUUACUAAAACAUUUUGAUACAUCCAACAUUCYACUGAUUUAAUUAUAAGGAUAAAUUUGUAAAGACUUGCCCUUGUGA